Molecule: messenger RNA, 1662 nt
Organism: Saccharomyces paradoxus
Lineage: Eukaryota; Fungi; Ascomycota; Saccharomycetes; Saccharomycetales; Saccharomycetaceae
Gene: HAP4
Product: transcription factor HAP4
Exons: 1
Coding region: 1-1662 (553 amino acids)
Biological process (GO): regulation of DNA-templated transcription
Cellular component (GO): nucleus
Source: RefSeq, a predicted model, not a curated record
AUGACCGCAAAGACUUUUCUACUUCAGGCCUCCGCUAGUCGCCCUCGUAGUAACCACUUUAAAAGUGAGCAUAAUAAUAUUCCAUUGGCCCCUGUACCGAUCGCCCCUAAUACCAAUCAUCAUAACCAUAGUUCGCUGGAAUUCGAAAACGAUGGCAGCAAAAAGAAAAAGAAAUCUAGUUUGGUGGUUAGAACUUCCAAACAUUGGGUUUUGCCCCCUAGACCAAGACCUGGUAGAAGGUCGUCUUCUCACAACACUCUGCCUUCUAACAACACUAAUAAUAUUCUAAACGUUGGUGCUAACAGCAGGAAUAAUAGCAACAAUAGUACCGCUUCGAACAGGAAGCAAGCUUCCAAAGAAAAGAGGAAGCCAAGACAUAUCCAGACGAUCGAUGAAAAGCUAAUAAACGACUCGAACUACCUAGCUUUUUUGAAGUUCGAUGACUUGGAAAAUGAAAAGUUUCAUUCUUCUGCCUCUUCCAUUUCAUCUCCAUCUUAUUCAUCUCCAUCUUUUUCAAGUUAUAGAAAUAGAAAAAAAUCAGAAUUUAUGGACGAUGAAAGCUGCACCGAUGUGGAAACCAUUGCUGCUCACAACAGCUUGCUGUCAAAAAACCACUAUGUGGAUUCUUCUUCAAAUGUUCACGCACCCCCCACCAAAAAAUCAAAGCUAAACGAUUUUGAUCUAUUGUCUUUAUCUUCGACAUCUUCAUCGACCACUCCGGUGCCACAGUUGACAAAAGAUUUCAACGUAAAUCUAAAUUUCCAUAAGAUUCCUCAUAAAACUUCAUUCCCUGAUUCUCCAGCAGACUUUUCCCCAGCAGAUUCAGUCUCGUUGAUUAGGAACCACUCCUUGCCCACUAAAUUGCAAGUGAAGGACAAAAUUGAGGAUUUGAACGAUAUCAAAUUUUUCAAUGAUUUCGAAAAACUUGAGUUUUUCAAUAAGUACGCCAAAGUUAAUACGAAUAAUGACGUUAACGAAAAUAAUGAUCUUUGGAAUUCUUACCUACAAUCGAUGGACGAUUCCGUGGGUAGGAACAUUGGUGAUAGCCAACAGGUAGACAAUGAUGAUAAUAUGUCUUUGUUAAAUUUGCCAAUUUUGGAGGAAACCGUCCCCUCUGGGCAAGAUGUCAAGAUUGAGCCAGACGAAGAAGACAUUUGGAAUUAUUUACCAAGUUCACAACAACAAGAUUCAGCACGUGUUUUGAACAAGAAUAUGAAUUCUGACAAAGCAAACAUGCAAACAAAUAACGACGAAACCUACUUAUUCCUUCAGGACCAUAAUGAAAGCACCAAUCCGCAUCAAGACGGCGAGCAAGGUUCAGAAAUCACUUUGGCUGACAAUAAGUUCUCUUAUUUGCCCCCAACUUUAGAAGAAUUGAUGGAAGAGCAGGAUGAUAACAACAGCAGGUCUUUCAAAAAUUUCAUGUUUUCUAACGACAACGGUAUACCAUGUUCAAACAUUGACGGUGGUACUGGUAAUGACGAUGAUGACUACACCAAAGUUUUAAAAUCUAAAAAAAUUUCUACAUCGAAGUCGAACGCAAACCUUUAUGACUUAAACGAUAAUAACAAUGAUGCAACUGUCACCAAUGAAUUCGAUCAAAGCAGUUUCAUCGAUGACCUCGAUGAAGACGUUGAUUUUUUAAAGGUACAGGUAUUUUGA